Varanus komodoensis (Komodo dragon) is the source of this 434-nucleotide messenger RNA. RefSeq names its product cystatin-A-like. Lineage: Eukaryota; Metazoa; Chordata; Lepidosauria; Squamata; Varanidae. Bases 44 to 355 code for a protein of 103 amino acids. Gene Ontology annotation, cellular component: cytosol. The record is from RefSeq and is a predicted model, not a curated record. Gene Ontology annotation, molecular function: cysteine-type endopeptidase inhibitor activity. The transcript is spliced from 3 exons.
ACCAGACCAGACCAGACCAGACCAGACCAGACCAGCUGCAGCCAUGGCAGAAAUUAUGCCAGGAGGACUAACGGACCCGGCUCCAGUCACUCCCAAGGUUCAGGAAAUUGCGAACAAGGUGAAGGGCCAGCUGGAGAAGAAAACGGGUGACAACUACUCCAUUUUCCAGGUGAUUUCGUACCGCACACAGGUGGUUUCUGGGACAAACUACUUCAUCAAGGUCCAGCACGGCGACGCCGCGACCGACUACAUCCACUUGCGGGUCUUCCAGGCCCUGCCGUGCUACGGCGGGGGACUCGAGCUCGCCAGCUACCAGCUGGGCAAGACCAGAGACGACCCCAUCAUCUACUUCUAGCCCCGAGGGCGGCCCUGUGGGAGGAGCUGCGCGCAGGAAGGAGUUGUGUGGAUGCAAUAAAAGUGUCAUGCUGAACCCA